Messenger RNA from Rubroshorea leprosula, 1745 nucleotides. The record is from the annotation of a GenBank genome assembly. Lineage: Eukaryota; Viridiplantae; Streptophyta; Magnoliopsida; Malvales; Dipterocarpaceae.
CCUAAAAUUCUCACUCACCCAGUUCUUCCCAUCUCAUUCCGACCGCCGAUUUUCUCUCCGUUCCGGAUUAGGGCAAGUCUCUGCAAGGGGAGACGGAGAAAAAUGAUUGACGAGUGUUUGGGACCUCAGAGAUCCAGAAAGAUCCAGAGAGCUCUCCGUCAUUUGAAGGUCACGAUCCUGUGUCUUGUCCUCACCGUCGUCGUCAUCCGCGGCACCAUUGGCGCUGGCAAGUUCGGUACCCCGGAGCAGGACUUCAACGAGAUCCGUGACCACUUUAACUUCCGCAGGCGCGCCGAGCCGCAUCGCGUUCUUGAGGAGGUGCAGACGACGUCGAAGGCGUCGGAGGAGCAGGCAAAGUCCGACGCCAACGCCGACGGUAAUAACUACAAUGCGUUUGAUAUCAACAAGAUAUUGAUUGAUGAAGAGGACGGUGAUUCGAAACCCGACCCAAACAAACCCUACUCUAUCGGACCCAAAAUCUCAGAUUGGGACGAGCAGCGCGCGAAAUGGCUCAAGGAGAACCCUGAUUACCCGAAUUUUAUCGGUCCGAACAAGCCACGGGUACUGUUGGUCACUGGGUCAUCCCCGAAACCAUGUGAGAACCCUGUCGGUGACCAUUACCUUUUGAAAUCUAUCAAGAACAAGAUCGAUUACUGCAGGUUACAUGGGAUCGAGAUAUUCUACAACAUGGCGCUUCUAGAUGCGGAGAUGGCCGGUUUCUGGGCCAAAUUGCCGUUGAUUCGGAAGCUUUUGCUGUCGCAUCCGGAGAUUGAGUUUCUGUGGUGGAUGGACAGUGACGCUAUGUUCACCGAUAUGGCGUUCGAGCUUCCGUGGGAGAGGUACAAAGAUUCCAAUUUGGUGAUGCACGGUUGGAAUGAGAUGGUGUACGAUGAAAAGAACUGGAUUGGGUUGAACACUGGGAGUUUCCUGCUGAGGAAUGGCCAAUGGGCACUGGAUCUUCUUGAUGCCUGGGCACCGAUGGGUCCUAAGGGCAAAAUUAGAGAAGAAGCAGGUAAAGUUCUGACCCGAGAGCUUAAGGGCCGACCUGUUUUUGAAGCUGAUGAUCAGUCGGCAAUGGUUUAUUUGCUCAUUACCCAGAAGGACAAGUGGGGGGAGAAGGUGUAUUUGGAGAAUGCCUACUAUUUGCACGGUUAUUGGGGGAUUUUGGUUGAUAGGUAUGAGGAAAUGAUUGAGAAUUACCAUCCGGGUCUUGGUGAUCACAGAUGGCCAUUGGUGACUCACUUUGUGGGGUGCAAGCCAUGUGGAAAGUUUGGAGAUUACCCUGUUGAGAGAUGCUUGAAGCAAAUGGAUAGGGCGUUUAAUUUCGGUGAUAAUCAAGUUCUUCAGAUUUAUGGGUUCACUCACAAGUCUCUGGCUAGUAGACGAGUGAAGAGAGUUAGAAAUGAGACUGGCAAUCCGCUUGAGGUGAAAGAUGAACUCGGAUUGCUUCACCCAGCUUUCAAGGCGGUUAAGUUAUCUUCUUCUUGAAGAUUAAUUAGUCUUUGCUGCAAAAUGGUAAUAUGAAAUAAGCAAUGCUGUGUAUGAAAUGCGUAUCUAUACCUGUUGGCAAUAGUAUUCUUUUGUUAAUCUUCUUUGCUUAAAUUAUAAAGUUUGUAAUGCUCUCCGAAGGAAAACAGAGCUCAUUAUUUCGCUUGGAGCUAUUCAAUUUUGUAGCCUCUCAACAAAUUUCAUUCUGUCAAAAGCACAUUGUGGUAAUAAAUGAUCAGUUACACCUGUUUACAAUU